Staurois parvus is the source of this 381-nucleotide messenger RNA. Lineage: Eukaryota; Metazoa; Chordata; Amphibia; Anura; Ranidae. The record is from the annotation of a GenBank genome assembly.
AUGCAGACUGCUUCUACAAACAUUUAUGAAAGAAUGGGUCGCUCUCAGGAGCUCAGUGAAUUCAAGCUUGGCACCGUGAUGGGUUGCCACCUGUACAAUAAGUCCAUCCAUGAAAUUUCCUUGCUACUAAAUAUUCCAAGGUCAACUGUUAGUGGUAUUAUAACAAAGUGGAAGCAACUGAGAACAGCAGCUCAGCCAUGCAUGCUGAAGCGCCAAGUGCGCAGAAGUCACCAACUGUCUGCAGAGUGAAUCACUAAAGACCUCCAGAUUUUGUUUCCAGUGAAGGGAACUCUUAAGGUGUCAGCAUACCAAGACAUUUGGACAAUUUCAUGCUCCCAACUAUUUGGGGAUGGCUCCUUCCAACAUGACUGUGCGCCAGUG